UGAAAUGAAACGGGUUCGGCGUUUCGAAAACUCGCACAACUGUUCGUUCUUGACCUAGGCUUAUAUUGCAACUGAUGGUACUUCGGAUAUGUCAUUGAGAAGACGCAACAGCUUUUAUAGAAGUUUCAAAGAUGCAUGUCCAGAUUUCGAAGAAAUGCUUUUGGACAGGGGAGCAACAGCAGCUGCACAGAAUAAGUGGGUUUUCGAAAUCGCCUGGGAAGUGGCAAACAAAGUUGGCGGUAUUUACACGGUGAUCAAAUCUAAGGCCCCAGUCAGUGUAGGAGAACUGGGAGAACAGUACUGUUUACUGGGUCCUUAUAACGAGGCGUGUGUGAGAACGGAGGUAGAAAUCCUAGAACCUCAUCAUUACAUCUACAGGCAGACUCUACAAUCAAUGAGAGAUGCUGGUAUCAAGGUUUACUUUGGUCGUUGGCUGAUUGAUGGAUACCCUAAGGUCGUUCUGUUUGAUAUUGGAUCAGCUGCAUGGAAACUCGAUGAAUUUAAGUAUGAGCUGUGGGAGAAAGGUGGCAUUGGUAUUCCGUGGCACGACCGGGAGUCUAAUGAUGCCGUCAUAUUUGGGGCUUUAGUGGCAUGGUUCAUAGGCGAGUUCCGUAAAAACUUGACAGACCAGCCUAUGGUGGUGACACAUUUUCAUGAGUGGUUAGCGGGAGCGGGCCUUAUUUACCUGAGGACAAGAAAGGUAGACUGCACCACCAUCUUCACCACCCACGCUACACUCCUAGGACGGUACCUGUGUGCGGGGAGCUCAGACUUCUAUAAUAAUAUUGAUAAGUAUAACUUGGACAAGGAAGCGGGUGACCGGCAGAUCUACCACCGCUACUGUAUGGAGAGGGCAGCCGUACACUGUGCUCAUGUGUUCACCACAGUGUCGGAAAUCACAGGCGUGGAGGCUGAAUACUUACUCAAAAGGAAACCAGAUGUUAUUUUACCAAAUGGUUUAAAUGUCGUCAAAUUCAGCGCAAUCCACGAGUUCCAGAAUCUCCAUGCCAUUUACAAAGAGAAAAUUCACGAUUUUGUCAGGGGACACUUCUACGGGCAUUACGACUUCGAUCUAGAUAAGACCCUUUAUUUUUUCUCGGCUGGACGAUACGAGUUUUCCAACAAAGGUGCUGACAUGUUCAUUGAGUCUCUUGCCAGACUGAAUUACUAUCUCAAGCAAGCAAACAGUGAGAUGACAGUAGUAGCCUUCUUAAUCUUCCCGACAAAGACAAACAAUUUCAAUGUGGAAUCACUGAGAGGUCAAGCCAUUUCUAAACAGCUGAAGGAAACAGUCCACCAUGUACAGACACAGAUCGGCAAGAGGAUAUUUGAACAAUGUCUUAGGGGGAAAAUUCCAACAGGGGAUGAGAUUUUACAGCAAGAGGAUAUAGUCAAGUUAAAGAGGUGUAUCUACUCUGCUCAAAGGAACAGCUUGCCUCCGAUAUGUACCCACAAUGUAAAUGAUGAUGCUACUGACCAAAUCUUAGGUGCUCUCAGAAAAUGUCAGCUCUUUAAUAGAAAAGAGGACAGAGUUAAGGUUGUGUUUCACCCCGAGUUUCUGAAUUCCACCAAUCCGCUGUUUGGAUUGGACUAUGAGGACUUUGUUAGAGGCUGUCAUUUAGGAGUAUUCGCUUCAUACUACGAACCCUGGGGGUACACACCUGCGGAGUGUACAGUCAUGGGCAUACCCAGCAUCUCCACCAAUCUCUCCGGCUUCGGCUGUUUUAUACAGGAUCACGUCACAGAUCCCAAAUCCUACGGCUUGUAUAUAGUGGACCGUCGAUAUAAAAGUCCAGAGGACUCGGCCCAACAGCUUACUCAGUAUAUGUAUGAUUUCACAUGUUUAUCCCGGCGACAGCGUAUCAUACAGAGGAAUCGCACGGAGCGUCUCAGUGACCUCUUGGAUUGGAGAAAUCUGGGCGUGUACUACCGGAAGGCGCGACAAAUUGCCGUGGCCCGAGCUUACCCAGACCUCGCAGCUAAGGAGGAAGAGAUACUUCAGAGUAAAAAGUUCAUGUUCCCCAAGCCUGCAUCUGAGCCCCCUUCCCCGUCAAUGUCGCGUUCCUCCACGCCCGCCCCCUCAGAGCAGGGGGACGAUGAGGAGGAUGAUAUUGAUGAGGAUGGGGAAAAUGCAGAGCUGAACUCAAACCCGGAAGCAGACAGGCCAUUGUUUAAAUCCUGAAAGGAGAGUUUCACUAACUCUUGACCUUUUAGGAAGAGCUGAAGGGGGUUCCUUUAUCAGGUUUAGAGGGGUGAAACGUGUAUUGACGAUUUGCUUUAUAAGAUGGAACGCUUUAUUAUCAGCUUUAACAGUCAGGUUGAUUAGAGGUUAAUGAGUUGAUCUCAUUAGCUCCUCAGCUUUGAGUGUGUUGUGUUUGUAGCAACAAUCAAUGUGAAUCACUUGGAACAUGUGUAGAUGAAGGUUGUCACCAAACAAUAAGUGAAUAGGAAGGGGGGUGGGUGAAAUUACUGUUUUGUGCAAAACAUAUUGCAGUGUGCCACAGAUCAUAUCAUUUGUAAAUAUAAAGAAACAAUGCUUUAUUGAUAGAUACAAAUGUACAUGAUAUAUGAAAGCUAGGAGAUUAUUCUGUUUUGAUGUAAAGUUUGUUAGUUACUCAGGUGACUUUUCUCUGUUGUGUAUUCAUUAUUUUCAACUUCACAAAUGCUGCUGGGACGUUUUUAACCAAUUUUGGUAUAUAGCAUUUAUGAGAUAAAGGCAACAAAUGGUGUGAAUUCUAUGGUCCCAGGUCCUGUGAAAGUAAAGGGUCUAAGUCUUAAAAAUGAUGAUACCAGCACCAUUAAAAUUUAGAGACUGUGUUGUUAGUGUGGUGCUCUGUAAUGAACUUGUAUCAUUUCUUGAUUUCAAAAAAUAUAUGCAUAUGCAUAGUAACAGUAUACUGAGAGAUUUCUACCAAAAUGUUGAAAUCCAUGGUUCAGGAUUAAGGAAGAAUAGCACACCAAGUGUUUUUGUUUUCUAUGACAUUGAUUUGAUAUCAAACAUGGCAUAAUGGUAGCAUCAGUUAAGGAGGAAUAACACUCCAUAGAAAUUUGAUAUGGAAAGUGGAGAAUAUGUUAAUUAUAUUUUGAAAUUGAAAAGUUUGAAAUUUACUUUAUUUAAUCAAAAAAUACAGUUUUAGUAGAAAGUACUUUGUGAAAAAAAUUUUUUAAACCUCUGCUGAACUCGAAUACACUAUCUACAGGUCAGCAGUCAACAUUUCAACUGACUGAGCUACAUAGCUAAGCAAUCAAAUUUAAAGGAAAUAUGCAAAUACUUUUGAUAUUUUCAUUCAUGAUUUGAAAGGAGGCCAGCCAUUAAUAUGUAGUAUACCUCCUUAAGGCUUUAAGGUUUUCUUCCUUCUACUUUAUUUCAAGGUGCAUCAACCAUACAAAUUGUAUCCAUAGUUCAAAUGUGAUGGGAGGCCUCUACCAUUUGAAAUUCUUGGCCCUUGUUUGUUGGCAAGGAUGAUUGUGAAAAGUUUGACAACCUCAGUUUAAUUAAUUAACUACCAAGAUGAUCCUCGAGGGAGUAAACAUCUGAAAUUAUAAAGUGAAAUGCAUUAUAAUUUUUAGAACAAUAUUUAUUAUUACCUGCUAGUUUUAAGAAAUUGAGCAAGCUGUACUGUGAAAUCAAAGAGUUAACUGCAUAUUACUCAGGUGACUGUUAAGGCCCAUGGGCCUCGUGUUAAUUAGAUACCACAUGUAUUACUUUAAAAUAGGUGUAUAGAUAGAUAUUUUUCAAGGAUAUGUGCUUUUGAAACAGCCAUAUAACACCAGCAUUGUGAUAGUCUAAAACUGUGCUUUCUUGUGAGUAUAUCACACUAGAGAAAUAGCUUUUCAAUGCUUUGCCAAAUUAACAUUUGUUAAGAACUAGAUUGAAUUGCCCAGAUUUUGUAAGGCUGACACAGCAUGAAGUAAGCACACAUUGUCGGAAAUCUUUCUUUUUUUCAAAAGCAGAUGAACAAAUCUGCCAUGCUUUCAACCAACCCAGGGUUGAAGAUACAGCAUCUGUUUGUAUGCUUUGGAGACGAUUUGUGAAGGGGAAACCUAUGUACAUGUACAUUUAGCCUUGUCUGGUUUUUUAAACCAAGAGACUAAAUAUUAGGUAAACUGAAGCUAUGUCACUGUUGAAGGUUAAGGUCAUUAAUCAAGGUUAAUUUUUUGAUAUGCCUCAACUAAACCUGACCAUGGCUCUUGGGCAUUGUGUUUCACAACCACAUCUUGUCUCAUUGUGCAGAAAGAUUGACUUUAUAGGAUACAGUUCUUAUAAAUCUGACCUAGCAGGCAGUUUUAUUUUAUCUUUUCCUGUCCACAUUUCUGGAUAACAUAUUAUAGUUAAUAUUGUAAUGUGCCAUAUACACCAAGUGGUUAUACCGAUACACCAGUAAGUGCUGCAAAAGUUUGUGUUGCACAGGUUUACAUCCCAUGUUGAUCAAGAGUUUUCGUUCUGAAUUAGCUCUAGAAUUUGCUGUUAAAAUAGUUUUAAAAUCUCAAAAAGAAAUAUCCUAUUUUAACCCAUCUUUGACAUUUUUCUUAGGUGCGUUAUGCAACAAAUCCUACUGUGUAUAUUGGUGAAAUCUUCGACAUGUUCAUGUUGAUUGGUCAAUGAUUUUGUAUUUUUGAUAGUGAAAAACAGUUUUACAACUAUUUAGCAUAUGCAGUCUUGUUAAUUUGUACAAGUGUUCUUGUUACCUUGAAAUCUGCUUCCAUACUAUUGUUGUUAUGCUUUAUUCAAUUCAAAUUACAUCAGAAUAAUGGAAGUCUGUGAAAAGAACUUUAUACGGAGUGUGUAUUUAGUUUUCCUCUUUCAGCGAGUAUUUUACAAUUAGUAAGACAUUUCACCCAGAACAUGCACAGAAGGAAGAAACAAAAACCAUAUUGUUUCAUUCAGAUUAAAGACUUUGAACACAAGGUAUUUUUCUCUGGGAAAUGUUAAAUUAAAUGUGUUUCCACAAUCAAAGCAAACAGUCCAUGCUGUCAUUAGGUAGAUGUGUUGAGCAUCAUUUCUAAUGUCUCUAAGUUUACAAUGAGAUUUUUUACAUAGUGUAACAUACAGAAGCCUCUUUCCUAUAUCUGCAUAAUUAGUCACUAUAUUCGGGUAUUAUAGUAUUAUCGUUAUAUUUACUAGUGAGUGUAACCCGUAUAUGGAGGUUUGACCGGGUAGUUUCGUGUGGCCCAGCGCAGCUAUAUAUUUUUGUCAGGUACUGUAGACAUGUGACCUCACUACAUCACAACUCAAAAAAAUUAUCUAGUUGGUUGUUUUUUUGUUGGUUUUUUUUUUUUUUUUUUUUUUUUUUUUUUUUUUUUUGGUGAACUAGUCUGUACAAAUAUUGUUAAAGAUAUAAUAUAUAUGACGUAGGUUAUCGCACCAGAAUCACUGAUUUUCUUUUGAUUGUGUGCUUCCAUAGACCUUUGUUUCUGUGAUACCUGAUUCUCCUCUAUUUUUACGGUUAACAUUGUUUCACGUUAACAUGGGAAUUGUUGCUGAACAUAACAAUACAUGUAUAAAAAUGAUAUACUUCUAGUGCUACAUUUUUCUAAACCUGUUUGUUGCUUGUUGACUGCGUUUUAAAUCCUAUUGUGAAUUAUACACACAGAUGUUUAUUAUUGGUUAAUAAUGUACUAUAUUAAUAAAGUGUAGCCUCAUUUUCU
Ostrea edulis (European flat oyster) is the source of this 5649-nucleotide messenger RNA. RefSeq names its product glycogen [starch] synthase-like. Bases 89 to 2182 code for a protein of 697 amino acids. Gene Ontology annotation, cellular component: cytoplasm. Gene Ontology annotation, biological process: glycogen biosynthetic process. NCBI's taxonomy places the organism in Eukaryota, Metazoa, Mollusca, Bivalvia, Ostreida, Ostreidae. Gene Ontology annotation, molecular function: alpha-1,4-glucan glucosyltransferase (UDP-glucose donor) activity. The record is from RefSeq and is a predicted model, not a curated record. The transcript has 14 exons.